AUGCAAUGCUCAGUUUCAGAAAUACCAUGUAAGAAUGAGCCUUGUUACAAUGGUGGAACGUGCAUUGAAGUGGGUGAAUCGUUUAACUGUCUUUGUCCUUUUGGUUACAGUGGCAGUAAGUGUGAAGAUUCCUCAUGUUCUACUGAACCGUGCCUCAAUAAUGGAUCAUGCAUAGUAAAUGGAACAUCAUACGUCUGUUCUUGUCAGGAUGGUUAUAAUGGAACACAAUGUGAAGAAACUCCUUGUUCAAACCAACCUUGUCUAAACAAUGGAUCCUGUGAAAUACUUGUAGCAUCUAAUGUUUGCUUCUGUCCAAAUGGGUACAAUGGAACAAAGUGUGAAGUAACACCGUGCUUUGGUGAUCCUUGCUUAAAUGGAGGAACUUGCACAGUUAGUGAAUCUUCUUACUUGUGUUCCUGUAUAACAGGCUACACUGGCCUAUCAUGUGAAGAUUCCUCAUGUUCUACUGAACCGUGCCUCAAUAAUGGAUCAUGCAUAGUAAAUGGAACAUCAUACGUCUGUUCUUGUCAGGAUGGUUAUAAUGGAACACAAUGUGAAGAAACUCCUUGUUCGAACCAACCUUGUCUAAACAAUGGAUCCUGUGAAAUACUUGUAGCAUCUAAUGUUUGCUUCUGUCCAAAUGGGUACAAUGGAACAAAGUGUGAAGUAACACCGUGCUUUGGUGAUCCUUGCUUAAAUGGAGGAACUUGUACAGUUAGUGAAUCUUCUUACUUGUGUUCCUGUAUAACAGGCUACACUGGCCUAUCAUGUGAAGUUACACCUUGCUUUGGUGAUCCUUGCUUAUACGGAGGAACUUGUACAGUUAGCGGAUCUUCUUACUUGUGUUCCUGUUUACCAGGCUUCUCUGGCAUAUCAUGCGAAGUUACACCUUGCUUUGGUAAUCCUUGCUUAUAUGGAGGAACUUGUACAGUUAGCGGAUCUUCGUACUUGUGUUCCUGUUUAUCUGGCUACACUGGCAUAUUAUGUGAAGUUACACCGUGUUCUGGUAAUCCUUGCUUAAACGGGGGAACUUGUACAGUUAGUGGAUCUUCUUACUUGUGUUCCUGUUUACCGGGAUAUACUGGCAUAUUAUGUGAAGAUUAUCUUCCAUUUUGUUGUAACUGUGAAAUGGGGAAUGACUGUGCUGACAACACAACAUGUGCUAGUGGAACAUACGAACUACAUUUAACAAAUAUUUCUGAAGUAUAUUGUGAUAUGGAAAUAGACAACGGUGGUUGGAUUGUAUUUCAAAGACGACUCAACGGUGAAGUAGAAUUUUAUAGAGAUUGGAACUCUUACAAGUACGGCUUUGGUGACCUAGAUGGCGAGUUUUGGUUAGGGAACGAACUAAUACAUGAAAUAACAAAAGAAGGAAACUACAUAUUGAGGAUAGAUUUAGAAGAUUUUGAAGGGGAGACGCGGUACGCUCUAUAUAGCAACUUUUUGAUUGAAGAUGCUAGUUCGGAAUACACAAUACGAGUAUCAGGUUAUUCAGGGACUGCAGGAGAUGCAAUGGCGUACCAGAAUAAUAUGCAAUUCUCAACAAAGGACAGAAAUAAAAUCAAUUGCGCUACAUCAUAUAAAGGAGCAUGGUGGUAUCAAGGUUGUCACUAUAGUAAUCUAAAUGGUCUGUAUCUUAAUGGUUCACACUCUACUUUUGCUGAUGGCAUCGAAUGGUACCAAUGGAGAGGGCAUUACUACUCAAUGAAAAAAUCACAAAUGAUGGUCCGCAGAAAAAAGUGAUCAGUAGUUACACAAAGAUUGCAAAUAAAUAAUUUCCAUGUGGUUCGAGAGAUGCGGCUCGGACGCAUGAAAAUUCUACAGUGUUGUUUUGAUUUUGUUCAAUUUUGUCAAUAUAACGAAACAAUAAACAACUGUCAUGUCAGUGGAAGGAUUAGCUAGCUUCUUUGGAAAUGCAUGUACCACAUCAGAAAUAUGACAGUUGUUUACCAUUUUCUGCAAAGGUUGAUAUAGUCAUGAGUUUGAUUUUGUUAGGUUUUAGGGACUUUUUUACCUAGGAGUUCGGUGAUUUUGUUACUCCAUUGUAUCUUGUAACAUAAAACGUGAAUUUCAUUAGUGUUCUUGU
Messenger RNA from Mytilus californianus (California mussel), 2086 nucleotides. RefSeq names its product fibropellin-1-like. The record is from RefSeq and is a predicted model, not a curated record. Bases 1 to 1743 code for a protein of 580 amino acids. Gene Ontology annotation, biological process: establishment or maintenance of epithelial cell apical/basal polarity; heterophilic cell-cell adhesion. The transcript is spliced from 14 exons. Gene Ontology annotation, cellular component: plasma membrane; protein-containing complex. Lineage: Eukaryota; Metazoa; Mollusca; Bivalvia; Mytilida; Mytilidae. Gene Ontology annotation, molecular function: calcium ion binding.